Stylonychia lemnae is the source of this 3162-nucleotide messenger RNA. NCBI's taxonomy places the organism in Eukaryota, Ciliophora, Spirotrichea, Sporadotrichida, Oxytrichidae. The record is from the annotation of a GenBank genome assembly.
AUGAUCGUAGUAAUAAGCUCACUGAAAUAAUUCGAAGAGUAAGAAAAAUUCCUUGAUUAUGAUUAAAGUAAUGGUUCAGAAAGAUAAUCAAAUGACUAAGAAUAGAAAAUAGCAGAAACAAAACCGUAGUAAAUUAUUAAUAGUCAUAGACUUUCAACCCCAGAAAAUGAGAGAAAGAUUAUUCAUAUGAUAGCUCAUUCUCAUUAAGACGCUGGGUGGCUAAAAACUGCAGAUCACUAUCUCUAAGGCAGUUCAAAAUAUAUACUUAAUAGUGUUAUCAAAGCUUUGCAUGAGAACUCAGAAAGGAAGUUUAUCUUUGCCGAAAUGUUUUUCUUCUAAAAUUGGUACUACUCCUCCCCGCUUUAAGUUAGAGAAAUGACUAAAAAUCUUAUCAAGAAUGGAUAACUUGAGAUUGUUAAUGGAGGAUAUAUAGCAACAGAUGAAGCAUGUACAACAUACUGGGAGAUCAUGUAAAACAUCAUCAUAGGACAUGAUUUCCUUAAGAGAGAGUUCAACAUUGCCCCUAAGAUCGCUUGGCAUGCUGAUGAAUUUGGCCAUACAGCUGAGAAUAUUAAACUCUUCUAGGAAAUGGGCUAUGAAGCUUUCUUCUUCGGUAGAAUUAGCAGCGAUUAGAAGUAGUAAUUGAUUAGAUAGAAAGAUAUGGGAUUCAUUUGGAACCCAACAUUUGAAAGUUUAGAUGGGUCUUAUCAAAGUAGUCAGAAUGGAAUUUACUCGCACAUAACUUAUGAUCUCUACUUAGCGCCAUGUAAUAUAGGAAUAGGUGAUGGAAUAGGCUUAUCUCUUUUCAACUUUACUCAUUUCUACAAAACAUAAUUCAGAGACUAACCAGAUGUCAAUAAGGCAAAAUUAGUCAGAUGCAUCUCAGAUCAUAUAUAGGGGCAUAAGACUUAAAAUGUGAUGAUAACAUUUGGAGAUGACUUUGCCUAUAUUCAUGCUGAUGAAACUUUUGAUUUUCUGAAACAGUUUACGAAAUUCAUUCUAGAUAUUACUGAUGCUUAUGAAUUUAAAUUUAGCACAUUAACUGAAUUCUAUAGUGAUCUUAAAAAGGAAAUAGAGACUAAAAAUAUAUAACUUAAUUAUUACAAAGGUGAUUUGGUUCCUUUAAAUAUGCACCGCUAUGAACAUUAUUGGGUAGGUCUUUACUCAAGUAGACCAUUAUCAAAGUAUAUGAUGAGGUAGUUUAGUUAUCAAACAUCAUACACUCUAGAUUAGUUUGUAUAAAACAUAUUGAUAAACUCAAACAUUGAUAGAGAAUUAAUAGAGUAAUAUCAAAAUGUAACAAUUGAUAUGUUGUAGGAGUCAAGUCUCAUGAUGCAUCAUGAUGCUAUCACUGGGACCUCUGUUACUAAUGUAGCCUUAGAUUUUAUAUAGAGAAUAAAAAGGUCGAUAUCUGAUCAGAAAUAUUAUAUAACCAACUUAAUACAUAAAAUAAUAGGCUUGUCUCAUGAAACUGAUAUUAAACAAUAUUUUUAUGACUUCUCAGAGAAAAUACAAUUCAAUUUGAUGUUUUAAUCUGCUAAUGAUAGCGUACAGUAUGUGAUAAUACAUAAUCCAUCUAUAAAUAAGGUAAAGAAUUAGCAAAUAAGAUGCUAUAGUGAUGGGCUUUAUAGCUACAAAGUGGAUGAAUACGAUGGACUAGAAAAAAUAUUUAAAUAAAGGAAUUUUGAUUUAUUCCAAUUUACUGAUUCAAGUGGGUUUAAUACUGCUGAUAUCUUGAUUGAGAAAUAACUUUAACCUUUUAGUUUUGAAGUCUUUAGAAUAACUGGUAAAAAGAAGGAAAUUGAUGAGGAAAUUAAAGAGACUGCUAAGCCAAGAGAUAAAAGUCAAUCAAAUGAAUCGAAGGAAAUCCUAUUCAACAGACAAUAGAAAAAUUAUUUGCUAAUACCUAAGAUUCUGACAGAGUCAAAUAAUGAAAUUAGCAACAGGCUUUGUAAUUUGAAAAUUAUCAAAGCAACAGACUAGUUUAUAAAAAUAAAGUUGAAUGAUAAAAGUUUAGGUAUUGAGAGAACUUUUAAGUAUUCAUUCAAAUAAUAUAAAUCAUAUGAAGGCACAAAGUAUUAAGAACAAGCAGGUCUCUACGUCACAAAAGUCAACUAGUAGGAUUCUUUUUAUUACAACCAUAGACUGCUAAGCAUAGAAAGUUUUAAUGGCAAUACUGUUGGAUAUUUCGUCAUUAAGCAUAAACAUAACUCGAAUGGAUAGAGUCACACAAUCAUUAAGUUAUUUAAUAAUCAAGAAGACUGUGGAGACAUUGAAUUUGAUGUUGAAUUCGCUCCUUUAGAGAAAAACGUUGAAGGCACUAUUAACUGGGAGUCAGAUGAUAUAGAUAAUGAUGGAGUAUUUUACACUGAUUCUAAUGGACUUGAAUUUGUUAAAAGAAUAAGACAGUAUGGUGAAGAUGGCCAAGGUGAAGAAAUUAAAUCAAUCCUGCCAGCUAAUUUGUACCCAAUAAACUCAGCAAUAUUCAUUGAAAACCCAGAUAAAACUUCAUAAAUGAUAGUUAUGAAUGAUAGACCAUAAGCAGGUUCAGCAUUCAUUGAUGGUAGAAUAGAACUCAUUUUUGAUCGAAGGAUAGCUACAACAGAUGGACUGGGAAAUGGAUAAGGACAUUAAGAAACAUAUGGAGAUGGUGGAUUAAGGCGUUCAGCUAAUAGAUAUUGGUUAAGAUUUACCUAAACUAGAAAAGAAGCAUUUAAUGUAAUAUACGAUAGAACAAUGAGGAAAAGUAAUCCCUUGCAGUUUUACUACUCAAAAGAUCAAUAAAAUUUUGAAAAGUAAAUUAGACUCCCCUAAAAUAAGCAACAUGUUCAAGCACUUCUCGACUAUUUUAAACUUAACAGCAUUAUUGAUUAUAAGUUAACCCCUGAUCAUGAUUUCAAGAACAUAACGAUUCAUUUAUUUAGAAUGAAUCUUGAUUAAAAUGAUUUCAACCUAGCUAGCAUAGAUAUUAGAAUGAUAUACUAGCUAUUGUGUUAAGUAUCGGAUUAUAAUGGUAGAAAUGAUUGCUUAUCCAAAGCAAGUGCAGUUGAUAUAUAAUAAGUAAGGAUAACUGGGCAACCUAUUGAUGAAGAAUAUAGUAAAUUAUCACUCAGAUAAUCAAUGGUUUAGAUUUUAGCAUUCUAAAUUUCAAACCUUAGUUGA